AUGCGCAAGUGCUUGCAGACCAACCAAACACCAUCUUGGAUCUUGGCAUUAAGUGUACUGGGCAUUGUGUCCAUCUAUGGCCUUUGGUACGGAAACUCAUCGAGCAAGAGCGAAAACCAUACCCUUGCUCGCAAAUCCACGGGCGGCUUUGACACAAUUCAACCCGAUGUGUCCAUCGCGAUAGCCACCACGAUCCUACAUCCCGGGCCUACUCUUCCGACUUGGCUCGAGUAUCAUUUGCGCUGGGUGGAGCACGUAGUGAUAUACAUGGACGACCCGGAUGAGCGUCCCACCUUUGAGCGACUGUGCAAGGACAAACCCGUCACGCUCUUGAAUGGAUCGCAGGUCGAGCCUCGGAUGACGCCGGAAAGUCGCCUCAUCAGGCGCCAAAUGGCCAAUAUGAGGCAUGCAAUCACCUACCUGAUAGAGCGUGGCUACACCUGGCUCCUCCACAUGGACCUGGAUGAAUUGCUAUAUGGGCCUCUACUAGAGUCCUCUGCAUGGGCUCGUGACCCCGGGGUAGGCCUCGUUACCUUCACCAAUUAUGAGGCCCUUCCGGUCGCUUUCGAAACCGUGGAUCCAUUUAGAGACUGCGUGUUCUUUUGGGUGAACGGGGUGGAGCACAACGCCAACUUCUUAGCCUACGGCAAUGGCAAAAGCGCAGUCCGCCUGGGGUCCACCGUUGAGCCAAGAGGGGCUCACUCAUUUUCUGGGCACACCGGCAGGGUAUUGACCCCUUCCGUGGAGGAGGCAAUCGUGUUACACUACCCGUAUCCUUCAUAUGACAGCUGGUUACGCAAGUUUAACCAUUACGGUCGCUUUUCUGACAACUGGUUUGGCGACCGCUGGGCACCCAAGAUUAUGGACUUUAUGUUGAACUCACGAGACGUGGUACAGAAAGCCCAUCAGAAUGGUGACUGGGCUAAUGUAAAGGCGUUCUUCUCCGAACGAGUCCUGGAUCUCAAGUCCGUGGAGGAGGCCGUUUUGCACGGCAAAAUUCGUCGCUAUAUGCCUCUCGCAGACUUUGCAGAGCACGGAUGA
This is a messenger RNA of Penicillium brevicompactum, 1041 nucleotides long. RefSeq lists its product as uncharacterized. Gene Ontology annotation, biological process: response to abscisic acid; cellulose biosynthetic process. The coding region runs from base 1 to 1041 and encodes 346 amino acids. The record is from RefSeq and is a predicted model, not a curated record. Lineage: Eukaryota; Fungi; Ascomycota; Eurotiomycetes; Eurotiales; Aspergillaceae. The transcript has a single exon.